This is a messenger RNA of Cucurbita pepo subsp. pepo (vegetable marrow), 894 nucleotides long. Lineage: Eukaryota; Viridiplantae; Streptophyta; Magnoliopsida; Cucurbitales; Cucurbitaceae. The record is from RefSeq and is a predicted model, not a curated record.
AUGGAUGAAGUGGGAGAUAGGAUUUGUAGGUUAAUUGAGAGUGAGAGAUUGAAGAAUGGGAAGAUUGGGAGAUUAAAAGAUGAGAAUAAUGGGCUUGUGUUGAAAGUUGAGGAAGAAAGGGAGAAAUGGACGAAGGUUUGUUAUGAGAGGGAUGGAAUUAAGGCUAAUUCUGAUGGAUUGUUCGAGGAAAUAGGAGAUUUGAGAAAGAAAAUGAUUGAAAUGGAGAAGAAUGAGAAAAGAGCUUUGGAAGAGACAGAGGACUUGAAGGUGAAAUGCAAGAAGUUGUCAACUAAAAGGAUGGAGAGUGAAAUUAUGAAUCGGAAUCUGUUGAAAGAGAAGAAAUUUGUUAAGAGGUUAUUGGAUGAAUCUGGUAAGGUUUUUGAAGAUUUGGCGGCCCACUCAGAUUCGAAAUUGAAGGAGAAAGAUGUAGAGAUGUUAACUCAACAGAGAGAUUUAGUUGAUGUGAAUCUGAAUCGAGUCCAACAGGAGGCAGUGAGUUUACGACGCACAAUUGAGAUAAUCACUUGUGAUAAAGCUGAAAUGGAGGAAGCAAAAAUGAAAGUGGAAAAUGUCGUUGUGGACUUGCGAAGGGAAUUGAGUAAAGUGAACGAAGCUAUGACAUCUGAGUCCAGCGUGGCUGAGAACGGGAGAAAUAAAGAGUCGGUGCCUCAGAUGGGCUGUUCUCGAGAAAAUUCAAAUGAAGUCUCACCAGAGAAGGACAACCUUAGUUUACCGAUCGAGAACAAGAAGAGAAAGUUGAAGAGACCACGACUGAGCUCGAGAAAACGAAAACGGCACAGGGUUAAAGAUGUUGUCUUCAAAGAAAUGGUGAUUGGGUUGCCAGACAUCACUCCUCCAACAGAGAUUUGUGAGAGCUGUGGUAGCAAAGCAUAA